Messenger RNA from Pocillopora verrucosa, 873 nucleotides. RefSeq names its product neurexin-4-like. NCBI's taxonomy places the organism in Eukaryota, Metazoa, Cnidaria, Anthozoa, Scleractinia, Pocilloporidae. The record is from RefSeq and is a predicted model, not a curated record.
AUGUUGCAUAGUAAAAUUUUACUGUGGUCCACAACAGGUGACGAAUGCCGCAUUAUCCUGUUCGAGGAACCGAUAUCAAAUAAGGUGAUUAGGGGUCACACGAUCAGGAGUGAGGAGGUACCUGAUGAAGGGAGCUGCCGUGUGAUGUGCUAUAUGGAGCCUAACUGUGUGUCCAUCAAUGUAAGACUCGCGCAAGGCGGAAGAUACAAAUGUGAGUUGAAUAACGCCACAGUUGAUGAAAGUAAACUGACCUUCCUUCAGGAAACGGAUGCUUACUACCUGGCUAUUGAGAAUCCCUGUAGUAGCAGUCCUUGUUUAAAUAACGGAACUUGUCAAGUUGGUUUCACCAGCAAAGGAUUUCGAUGUGUCUGUGUUCACGGAUUUGUUGGAGAAAACUGCAGUGUAGUGUUCUGGCCAAAGUCUUGCAGCGACUUAAAGAGGGUCUAUCCUAAUACAAAAAGUGGACCGUGUACCAUCUAUCCUGGCGGCGAAGGAGGGCUGCAACCAUAUAACGUCACAUGUGACAUGAUCGACGAGAACGAAAUUGGCGUGACUGUCGUUAGUCACGACAGCGAGAACAGGACGCUGGUGGACGGAUAUGAAGGAAAGGGAUCUUAUUCACGUGACAUACACUACCAAGGAGCGAACAUCUCUCAGCUGGUGAGUCUCAUCAAUGUUUCCAAGCACUGUGAGCAGUUCAUCAAGUACGAGUGCUUCGGUUCUACUUUGAACGAUGGCUUUUGGGUUUCACGUGACUCCGUGGAAAUGAACUAUUGGGGCGGAGCAGCUCCUGAUAGUGGUAAGUGCGCAUGCGGAAUGUACAACAACUGCGCAAAUGAAGAAGAAGUUUGUAACUGUAUUAAGAAUGACGGA